Messenger RNA from Phycomyces blakesleeanus NRRL 1555(-), 1007 nucleotides. RefSeq lists its product as hypothetical. Lineage: Eukaryota; Fungi; Mucoromycota; Mucoromycetes; Mucorales; Phycomycetaceae. Gene Ontology annotation, biological process: nucleotide transport; folate import into mitochondrion. The coding region runs from base 1 to 927 and encodes 308 amino acids. The transcript is spliced from 4 exons. Gene Ontology annotation, cellular component: mitochondrion. The record is from RefSeq and is a predicted model, not a curated record. Gene Ontology annotation, molecular function: folic acid transmembrane transporter activity; FAD transmembrane transporter activity.
AUGUCAAAGUCAUUCACUACCUCACCCCACAUGGACCAGGCACUGUCCGGGUUUGGUGCUGGCAUGGUGUCUACUCUUCUUCUUCACCCUCUAGACCUUAUCAAAAUACGAUUUCAAGUCGACACUGCAAAACGAUCCGAGAAAAGACCUUUGAUGGGUGGAACGAUUAAGGCAUUUAAAAGUAUCCUUGCCAACGAAGGAUUUACUCGGGGACUUUAUCGUGGAGUAGGACCCAAUAUGGCCGGAGCUACGGCCAGUUGGGGAUUGUAUUUUUGGUGGUAUAGUCAGAUCAAACAGUCCUUUAGAAACUCAGAUGAACAAAUGUUGGCAGCUUGGCAACAUUUGGCAGCUUCAGCUGCAGCCGGUGCAGCCACUGCCGUCAUGACUAAUCCAUUGUGGGUUGUCAAGACCAGAAUGUGUACCACGACGCACGAUUCACCUGAUUCUUAUCGUGGACUGAUCGAUGGCUUAAGAAGAUUGGCGGCUGAAGAGGGAUUGAGGGGAUUGUACAGAGGACUGGUUCCAGGGCUGCUGGGUGUCUCACAUGGUGCGAUUCAAUUUAUGGCCUAUGAAGAGAUGAAGAAGAGCAGGAACCAGUGGAGACAUGGUCAGGGCAUAACUCCUAGUAGUGAAACCAAUGCCAGACUGACCACCACAGAAUACCUUGUGAUGGCUGCUUCUUCAAAAGUCACGGCUACAAUCAUGACAUACCCAUAUCAAGUACUCCGCAGUCGUCUCCAGAACAGGGAGACGAAAGAUUCUUACAAAGGAUUAGUUGAUUGUGUGAUUAGAAUCUAUAGAGCUGAGGGCUAUGGUGGAUUUUACAAAGGCCUGGCGCCUAAUAUAAUCCGAGUUCUUCCAGGAACAUGUAUUACUUUUCUUGUAUAUGAAAAUAUGUCUCAGUGGUUCAAAAACCACGCGAGAUAAAAAUAAUAACAAUAAUAAUUAUAAAGAUGUGUAUAAAUAAAUAAGUAAAUAAUUCAUCUAUAGUAAUUAUUGCUACCAUU